GCAAAACGCGACCCUGGCCCAAGCAGGCAUCUCCCAGCUGCAGUAUGAAUCACCAUGAAAAUGCACAAGACGCCGCCCGGUCUGCGCUUCUUGGCGUGCUCCCACGCCUGCCCAGUCACCGCCAUCAGCGACGUCGUCACCGCCAGCCUUCGCACGCUCGCCGACGCCUUCCGCAACAUGUGGCGUGACCGCAUCGGCACGGAUCCCUGCUUCUGCCUCCACUCUGGCGCGGUCAUGGACUCCGUCUACGCCUUUAAUGUGCAACAGCUACCACGCUCUAGCGUCACCGCGCCCCAGGCUUUCGACUUUGCUCGGCUCUACACCAACAUCCCCCAUGCAGAGCUUGCCGACACCAUGGCGUCUCUCAUCACCGCCACGCUCGCACAUGCCCAGCGCGUGGCCAUCGCAGUGACCGUCACGCCGCCCAAGACGCCCGACGGCCGCCGCAAGUACGAAUUCCUGGUCCUGUUCCGGAGCCAGGUCUGCUCCACGUUCAUCCGGUUCGGCACGUUCGCCCUCGUCCGGCAAACGUGCGGCAUCCCCAUGGGCAUCUCCGCUGCCCUCUUCAUUGCCAACCUCUUCCUCGCAUGGUUUGAGUACUGGUUCUUGACACAGCCCGCCGCCACCGCUCAGCGCCAGCGUGGCUUGCACGCCUUCGAUCUCACCAAGCGGUACCUGCUGGACGACUUGUUGGCCCUCAACAACCCCUUCAUCACCCGCCUCCUCAGCGUGGACCAGCGAUACGCCGGGCUACACGGGCUGUACCCCGCCUCACUGCAGGUGGAGGCGCAGUCGCACCCCCAUCUGCAAGCGCAGCUGGCCGCCGGCACCGCCGCCAUGCCGUUCCGGGACAUCUUGCUCAUCCUGCGCACCACGCCAGCCGGCCACGCGCGCAUCACCACACGCCUGUACGACAAGGCUGGGUGCAGCCGGUGUUUGACGGUGUGCGCCUGUCCCGCUUCAUUGGUACGGACAGCAAAGUCAAUGAAGCCAGCAAGCGCGCGCAACAUCUUCACGGGCCAGUUUCAGCGCCUGCGGCGGCGUGUCGUCACGGAGGUUGAGAACUUCGCCUUUGAGACCGCCAAUCUCAUCACCGCCCUGGCGCGCAUGGGCUACCGGCGGCCCCGCCUCUUGGGCGAUCUUCAGCGCAUGCUGCAGCGCACGCCUGAAGCCUACUACGUGCAACGACUCCAGCGGCACCGCCCCGAAUACGCCGACUUAGUGGGCCUCACCCGCCAGUACCUCGCCGGCCGCCUCCGCUUCGACAGCACCGCCAGCCCCGUGGAAUUGACGCAGUCGCAUUAUUGGUGAUUAUUGCGUUUACUCCUUUCUGUCUAAUUGGU
This is a messenger RNA of Chlamydomonas reinhardtii, 1343 nucleotides long. RefSeq lists its product as uncharacterized. The transcript has 2 exons. Bases 61 to 1311 code for a protein of 416 amino acids. NCBI's taxonomy places the organism in Eukaryota, Viridiplantae, Chlorophyta, Chlorophyceae, Chlamydomonadales, Chlamydomonadaceae. The record is from RefSeq and is a predicted model, not a curated record.